AUGGCCGCUACAGAAACAAAUCUAACUGAAAACACGCCCCUGUUGCGUGAAGAGAUUCGCACCAAUGGCACCAUAGAUCCAGAACAAGUGUCCAACGAUGCUUCGCUACCACAGGAAAAUGGAGCUCAAAAGGGCUCUUCUUCUACUUCUUCACAACUGAGGUAUGUUGUUCCUGCCAUUUCGAUAGGUGUCUUCCUGGCUGCAGCCGACCAAACAAUCAUCGUUGCAAGCUACGGAAAAAUUGGCAGUGAUCUAAAGGCCCUAAACUUAACGAGUUGGAUUGCGACUUCGUAUUUUCUCACCUUGACUUCUUUCCAGCCAUUGUAUGGCAAAUUGUGCAAUAUAUUUGGGCGUAAGGCAUGUUUACUAUUCGCCUACACUGUCUUUGGGACGGGAAGUUUGUUCUGUGGGUUGGCACAGGAUAUCAAUCAGCUUAUUGCUGCGAGGGUUUAUCAAGGAAUUGGGGGUGGAGGUAUGACGACUGUUGUCAGCAUUCUCAUAAGUGAUCUGGUGCCUUUGCGUGAUCGGGGCCUAUGGCAGGGUAUCAUCAAUAUUAUAUAUGCUACCGGCUCCGGUAUUGGUGCACCACUAGGUGGAAUAUUGGCCGACUACAUUGGCUGGCGUUGGGCAUUUAUUGUGCAAGCGCCUAUCUGUCUUCUAGCAUUCCUGUUCGUCGCGUUCUUACUGCACGUCCCCGGCCCCGACUCAGGAGACUGGAUGUCAAAGCUGAAACGCAUCGACUUCCUCGGAGCCAUGGUUCUCGUAGGAGCCGUCUUGGGUGUCUCUGUCGGUCUAGACAGAGGAAGCAACGUUUCAUGGACCAUCCCAGAAACUUACAUCUCGUUGAUCGUCUCGAUAGUCCUAUUCGUUGCUUUCCUCGUGAUUGAAAAUUAUGUUGCGUCCGAACCAUUCGCACCGGGCCACCUCAUCUUCGACCAGAAUCUACUUGCUUGUUAUGCGUGCAAUUUCUUCAGUUUUGCGGGUUUCAUGGGCACUAUUUUUUAUACCCCGCUUUACUUCCAAGCCGUGAAUGGUGUAUCAGCCAGUGUUGCUGGCGUGCGACUUCUACCACAGAUUAUACUCGGUGUCUUGGGGUCACUAGCUGCAGGCUACCUCAUGAAACGUACUGGAACGUAUUAUGGGCUUACCAUUUUCGGCUAUGCGCUUCUGCUAGCUGGAUCGCUUGUUCUCUUCCUGUUUUCGGGAGCUAUUGCCGAUGCAUAUGAGGGGAUGAUUGUGGGAGCAAUGAUCUCUGCUUUUGGGAAUGGAAUUGGUGUCACCACGACACUGAUCGGACUUAUUUCAAACGCAUCCUCAGAAGACCAAGCAGUCGUAACGGCCUGCUCAUACCUCUUCCGCUCCCUCGGCAGCGUUCUCGGUCUCUCCCUCGCAUCCACCGUUGAACAGCAGCUCCUGCGUGACAAACUGCAACUUCUCCUCCACGGUAGCAAAGAUAUCGAUCGCAUCGUGGACGGCGUGCGGCAAUCUCUCGACUUUAUCAAGACUUUACCCAUUGACGUACAAGCCGUUGUCCGCAGAGCUUAUGGUUGGUCUACGAACAUUACUUUCGCUGUUCAGAUGGGUAUCACGCUUUUGGCACUUGUCAGUGCGUUUUUCAUCAAGGAGACGAAGCUUUGA
Messenger RNA from Talaromyces marneffei, 1638 nucleotides. RefSeq lists its product as uncharacterized. Gene Ontology annotation, molecular function: basic amino acid transmembrane transporter activity. Gene Ontology annotation, biological process: basic amino acid transport; transmembrane transport. Lineage: Eukaryota; Fungi; Ascomycota; Eurotiomycetes; Eurotiales; Trichocomaceae. The transcript is spliced from 6 exons. Gene Ontology annotation, cellular component: fungal-type vacuole membrane. The record is from RefSeq and is a predicted model, not a curated record. The coding region runs from base 1 to 1638 and encodes 545 amino acids.